AUGCUUCUGUGGCUGGCAGGUCUAGCCUUGGUCACCGCCUCAAUCACCAUUCCGCUCUCACCCGUCGCGCCACUGCCGCUGUCUUAUCAAGGCGCUGCGACUUCGGCCGACGAUUUGUUCAGAAAAAGUUGUCCUGAAGAAGUCGCCUCCUCAAACCCGUAUACCGCCUCUCUUCUCGCAUCCUCGUUCUCCAAUGAUGUCUUCUCCACAGGGCGUGUAUUUCCCUCUUCGGGCGGGUUUAUACGAGGCGCUGUUGAAGCUUGGGCGCAGCAUCAGCAUCUCGUGUUGAGGCCUGAAGAAGUUUGGUUUGAGGUACUUGUGCAGAUGAAUCUCUACAUGAGCUUCCAUUCCGAAAAGGUCAGGGGUUUAUUCGUUGAUCAUGACGGCGGAAAAGAAAAGAUUGUCGUCGAGGGAAAUACGUGGGAUGAUAUGGUUGCUGGGUUUGGAGACGAGAUUGACAAGCGUGUCAAGACGACGUGGUUGAAGGACUGGAUCAUGCCCGGCUUCAGCACGUCUACCCCUAAAGACGAUGUAACUGCCGCGGUACUCAUGAUGGGUCUCAUGAAGCAGUUCUUUGACUUUGAGGGAUGGGUGGUCUGCGGUAUACCCAGUGUCACGCUACUAGGCACGAGAGAAGACUGGGUCAAGCUUGAAGCCAAGCUAGACUACCUCAAAGAAUUCGGCCCUGAUCCUGAACUGUUUGCAGAGAUGCUGAAGCCGAUCAUGAAGAGAUUUGUCAAUUCGUGGGAUGAUGCACAUGCAGAAGACACAAAACUGUUCUGGGAGCAGAUUGUGAGAGUCAAGAAGCAGUGGUCUUGCGGCGAGGGAGCAAGCGAAUGGGAUGUCAGCGGUUGGAUAACUGGGUUCGACUUUUUUGAUAGGAAUGGACGGAGAAGAGGAUAUGAUGCAUGGCAGGCUUAUGAUGAAGACGAGGAGGAGGAAGACGGCGAAGAGAAAGAGACUGUCAAGGAAGAACCUCAGAUGGGUAUAUUUGCUACCGACUGGAGUAUCGUCAUGGAUGGACAAAAGUACAUUUCCCUAUCUUUAUCGGAUAUUUCCACAGGCUACGCAAAGACGCCCGUCAAGAUGAAGGAUUAUCCUCAUCCUGGAGUUGAUACGGAAGUAUAUAUACUCGCUGGAAACGUUGGAGUGGAGAGGAUUGAAGAUGAAGGCAAAGUCACGGCGCAGCCUGUUAGUGGAUGGUUUGCGUAUGGACCCGUGGGCUUGAAUCAUACUGUUGGGCCGUUCAUUGGGAGUGGGAUUGAGAUGGAGAGUAUUGCUGUUGGUAUAGAGAGUUGUAAAGCUACCAAGGGAGAAGAAGUGAAUGAUCUAUAG
This is a messenger RNA of Fusarium pseudograminearum CS3096, 1335 nucleotides long. RefSeq lists its product as uncharacterized. The coding region runs from base 1 to 1335 and encodes 444 amino acids. The record is from RefSeq and is a predicted model, not a curated record. The transcript has a single exon. Lineage: Eukaryota; Fungi; Ascomycota; Sordariomycetes; Hypocreales; Nectriaceae.